AUGGAUGGGCUGGAAGCCGCAGACGAAGCUGUGAGCCUGCCUGCGGCAGCCCGGGCGCGCGGGGGGCCCAGAGAUUGGUUCCAUGGCUUCUGGGCGCGGAACUACGAUGCCGCUGCCCCCAGCCUUGGAGCUGUGAGCCAGGCGCUGACGGUGGUAUCUGUACUGCGGAACAUGCAGAUGGACAUCGACGAAACAAGGAAAUGGCUGGAUGCACAGCUCAGCCACACCCACUCGGACUUCAAGGGUGCAAAGAAGGCAUGUGACCUGCUGUGGUCCAAGACCCCGGCCAGCGAGGCGUGCCUCGUAGACUGCCUCAUUGAGGUGCUUUUCUUCGAGCCUGCAGACCGCAGCAAGUACCGCAGCGACGGAUUGAUCCAGCUGGUCAUCGAGGAGCCCCCUGGGCACUUCAACUUCACAGUUGUGUCUGCCAUGGGCGUGAUCACCGAGGGCGAGAAGGGCACUGAGAUGGCCGCCACCUACGCCCGGCUUCGCCAGCUGAGGGGCGUUGAGGUAGUGCGGGCCGACACUGCCACCUUGCAGUCGGUGGACUACAAUGCGGCAAUGGUCGAGCGUGCUGUGCAAGAGCGCGUUCAGACACCCUGGGGGUGGGUUGGCUACAGCCAAGGUUGUGCAAACGCUUUCCGUGCGGAGGCCAUCAUGCUGCAGGGCACGCCAGAACAGCAGCACUUGAUGGCCAGCUUCCGCUGCCGUCAGCUCCUCUUCUCGGCCGCAAAUGGCUCCGCGCACGCCACCUGCGGGGAUUGGAAGCUUCUGAGGGCGCUGGUGGACGGCGAGCGCUUCCUGAAGCGCUUUCAGGCAAGCAUGUCAGCAGCCACGCAGAAUCUGGCUCUGGACCUGCUGCAGAAUGCACUCUCCUCACGCCUGGCCUAUGCGGUCCUGGGCAGCGUACAGUCGCUGACCCAUGAGGGCGCAAGGAUCAUGUGGCGGGAUGGGCAGCACUGCGCCCGGGCGCCGUCCACCUCCAUGCGGGGUGUGGUGGAGCCUCAUACUGUCCCAGAAUGCUUGACGUUGAUCUCCAAUGUGAUUUUGCAGCAGAUGGACUACAGCCAGCGUCAAGACACACAAGUGGCAGUAGAGGAGGCGGUGGCACAUCCGACAAGCAUCCGAAAUGCCAAUGCCGAGCUGCUUCGGCGGGUCGACAUCCAAAGCGCUAUCCAGCGCACCCACCACUGGUCACCACUGCGCGAAGAGGUGCUGUUCGUGAGGACGGAGACGGAUGAUGUCCUUGCCAUGUUCGAGACACCGAAGGACCGGCACGUCUUUCCCUGGCUGGAGGUGAAUGCCCGCUUCGGGGUCAUCGAGCGAAAGGAGGGCCUGAACGAUUUCGCCAUGCGAGAUUGA
Effrenium voratum is the source of this 1362-nucleotide messenger RNA. NCBI's taxonomy places the organism in Eukaryota, Dinophyceae, Suessiales, Symbiodiniaceae. The record is from the annotation of a GenBank genome assembly.